This is a messenger RNA of Carya illinoinensis, 1615 nucleotides long. RefSeq names its product U-box domain-containing protein 4-like. Bases 167 to 1255 code for a protein of 362 amino acids. The transcript is spliced from 2 exons. Gene Ontology annotation, cellular component: nucleus; cytoplasm. Gene Ontology annotation, molecular function: protein binding. Lineage: Eukaryota; Viridiplantae; Streptophyta; Magnoliopsida; Fagales; Juglandaceae. The record is from RefSeq and is a predicted model, not a curated record.
CGCCCCCCCCCCCCCCCCCCCCCCCUUCUCUCGCCCCGAUUCACAAGUUAACCCGAUUUCGGUUGCUUCCGGAUGCUCCCUUUCGAAUUUCACUUUCAAAAAACACAGCCGUGACCUAUCGGUCCUCCGUUGAGAUUUUUUGCUGUAAGAGUAGGAAUUUGAGAACAUGGAGGCGGAAAAUGGGUCAAAUUACUCAUACAUGGGGAGGGACUUCAGUGAUCUCAGUAUCAACGACGCCGACUUCAGUGAUCUCAGUAUCAACGACGCCUCCAUGGCUUUCAGCGAGUGUAAUAGCGACAGAUCCGGUGAGUUUUCGACGGCUCCUUCGGAGAGGCGGCAACUUCUCAUAGCCCGCGCCUCCGAGAACUCGGACGAGCUGAUCCGUCAACUAGUCUCUGGCCUAGAGUCCUGUUCGAUUGAGGAGCAAAAGCAAGCGGCCAUGGAAAUCAGACUCCUCGCCAAGAAUAAACCAGAAAACAGGCUCAGGAUCGCCAAAGCCGGUGCUGUGAAGCCGUUGAUUUCGUUAGUCUCUUCCGCUGAUCCUCAGCUUCAAGAAUACGGCGUCACGGCUAUUCUGAAUCUCUCGCUGUGCGACGAGAACAAGGGGUUCAUAGCUUUGUCCGGAGCGAUUAAGCCUCUAGUUCGAGCUCUGAGGACAGGCACUUCAACGACCAAAGAGAACGCAGCGUGUGCUCUCCUUCGGCUCUCGCAAGUUGACGAGAACAAGAUCCCAAUCGGCCGGUCGGGAGCGAUCCCCCUUCUGGUGAACCUUCUGGAGACCGGUGCUUCGCGUGGGAAAAAGGACGCGUCGACUACUCUAUACUCGCUGUGUUCGGCGAAGGAGAACAAGAUCAGGGCCGUCAAAGCGGGCAUCAUAAAGCCGCUGGUGGAGUUGAUGGCGGAUUUGGAGUCAAGCAUGGUGGAUAAGGCGGCGUACGUGCUGAGCCUGCUGGUACCGCUAACGGACGCGAAGGCGGCGUUGGUGGACGAAGGGGGUAUUCCGGUGCUGGUGGAGAUAAUCGAGGUCGGGUCUCAGAGGCAGAAAGAGAUCGCGGUGACCAUAUUGUUGCAGGUUUGUGAGGAUAACGUGGUGUACCGAACUAUGGUGGCCCGCGAAGGAGCGAUUCCUCCCUUGGUGGCCUUGUCUCAGUUCGGCACCAUUCGCGCCAAGAAAAAGGCGGAGACAUUGAUAGAGCUUCUACGGCAACCGAGAUCCGGCGACAUCGCUGCCAGAACGUCAGAGGUGUCAAUUUAAUAUACCCCACCCAUGCAUGCGCAUGUAACCAGCAAUCCAUCCUUCACAGUUCCCUACAGUGAAAGAGUAGAAAAGAAAGAAGGAGAGAGAUGAGUGGAAAAACAAAAAAAAAAACAAAAAAAAAAAGUUGUAAAUAUCUAUGUAUCGGAGGUUGUAAAAUUUGUGGAGAAGAGAGAGAGAGAGAGAGAAGGGGGGGUUGGGUGUGUGAUCAUGAGUGAUGUUUCUAUUUCGGAGCUCUCUUCGUUCUCUAUACAUGAAAGUCUUUACAUAUGUCGUACUGUUUGAUGUGAUAUAAUAUAGAAAAAAAAGGGUUUGAUCUGAGACGAAAAAUAAAUAAAAUUGUUAAUGACGUGUUCCAAA